This is a messenger RNA of Bacidia gigantensis, 1086 nucleotides long. RefSeq lists its product as uncharacterized. Lineage: Eukaryota; Fungi; Ascomycota; Lecanoromycetes; Lecanorales; Ramalinaceae. The record is from RefSeq and is a predicted model, not a curated record. Bases 1 to 1086 code for a protein of 361 amino acids. The transcript has a single exon.
AUGGCCACGAGCGGUCGAACGCCGAGAGCGUCAGUGAAGAAAGUGGACUACUCUCCACAACCGUUUCCUAUUGAUCUGAGGAAGCAGCGGAUACCGGCUGCCAAGAGAGCAAGGAAGGAGUCGGUGAGCAAAGAGGGCGAUGUUACGAAUGCAGGCUCUGGAGUUUCUGCCCCCAAGAGUCGAAAGCGGGCUCGCACCAUUUCGGUCAUGUCGACGCAACGAAAUAGCGCCGGGCAGCUGGGGGUCAAUGACCCCAGUAAGCCACAAGCAGUCGAUUCUGCUCAAGCGCCAUCGCAACCUGGUGCUCCUAGGGUGACAAGAUUCGAGGAUCCACACGCAAAGACACAGGAUUCUGUUCUUUCUGCUGUGGAUUCGCCUUCAAUUGACCCGCAACAAUCAUUCCCUUUUCAGACAUCCUUGCCAUACAGGAACGUGGUCAAGUUUGCGGCACAGAACCGGAUUCCUCUACCAUCCACAGCAGCCAGGCGUUCAUCUUCUGAACAGAUGCCGCCGCCACCGACACCACAAAGAGGCGCUGUGAUGCGAUUCUCCCAAGAAUCAGAUACACGCAUCCAAGGGCCACCACGCCUAAUGGAAGCAAAACCAUACCUGCCUAAAGGAGAAUGUUGUCCAGGGCACGACCAGAUGGUCUCUCUUUCAAUGAACAUACGCUUUGGAUCAUGCUACUCUGAGCCAAGAGAAGUCACCUUGGACACUGGCUGUGAGGCCUCGACCAUCCAGAGAGCCUUCCUAAGCGCAGUAUUACCCAAUAUAUCGAUUCGCAAAUUAACACCCCACGCGAUCGAAUUGGCAAAUGCUACAAAGGAAGGAAACCAUCUAGUGACAGAGUAUGCGGAUAUCCCGAUCUUCAUUGACGGUACGGAUAUGAAUGGAGCUGUCACACUGAGGACGACGCUUCGAGUAUUGGUGGACUCAAAGGCCCAAUUUGAUCUGCUGCUGGGUAAUAACUUUAUGGUCCCUCAGGGGGCGCAUCUUGAUUUGCUGGGCGGCAAUAUGUACCUGAGAGCGAAUGGGUACUUUGAAUGUCCGUUGGUCAUUAAGCCGCCAUUGAAGCUUGAGCGUUAG